AUGAAGGUGGUGGAGCUAGAAGCCGCAGAGGAUGAUCUGGACAACAUUCAGCAGGAGAUCAAGAUGCUGCAGGCCUUCAACUGCCCGCAGCUCACCCGGUACCAUGGCAGCUUCAUCGUCGGAAGCGCGCUGUGGAUCUCAAUGGAGUACUUGGAGGGGGGCUCGCUGCAAGACCUCAUCAAGUCGAGCACGAACAAUCUCGACGAGCACACGGCCCAGUGGAUAUUGAGAGAAAUUUUGAAGGCGUUGGUCUACCUGCACUUGGAACGGAAAAUUCACCGCGACGUCAAAGCCGGAAACAUUCUGGUGGCAUCCGACGGGAGUGUGCGCCUGGCUGAUUUCGGGGAGUCGGUGCAGCUGACCCACUCCAUCGCCAAGCGCCAGACAUUCGCGGGGUCACCGUACUGGAUGGCGCCGGAGGUCAUCAUGGCGCAAGACACGUACAACUCGAAGGCGGACAUUUGGAGCCUUGGGGUGACGGCGAUCGAGAUGAUCAAGGGGCGGCCCCCCUACUCGGAUAUGCACCCGAUGAAGGCGGUGUUGUGCAUACCCAACAACCCCCCGCCGACUCUCGGCAAGGAGGGGAACUUCAGCAAGCACUUCCACACCUUCCUCGAGCAGUGCUUCCAGCGAGACCCAAACCUCAGGCCAUCAGCACAAGAGUUGCUGAAGCACCCGUUCAUGAAGGCGGCAAAACGGACGGAUUCCUUGAAUAAGCUCUUGGAGGCCCGACGAGCAUCGCAGAUGAUGAAGUCGCUCUUCGGGGGGGGGCUGCUGAACUCCACGGAGCCCCCGCAGGACGCGACCCACAAGGCCAAGCCCACCACCGCCCUCCCGGCCUCCGCCGCGGCAGCCAUCGCCGCCGCCGCCGCAUCCAAGGUGGACACCACCAGCGGCACCCCGCUAGGCGCGGCGACCAACGACCCGAAGACUCUGUCCGUGGAGUGGGAUUUCGGGGACGGGGAUGAGAGCUUCGCCGAGCAAGCUCGGGUGGCCGCCGCGGGUCUCGGGGACUUCGACUUCGCCUCCCCCGUGCCGCAGGCGGCGGUGGCGGCGGCGGGCGAGGCUUGGAGCGGGCUCGGCAUUUCCGCCGCUGCUGUUGUUGUGUCCCCGCCGUCCCCGGGUGCGGUGACGCCGAAGGCUAGGCACGGGAGCGGCGGGAUGUGGGCGGAUGGUAUUGCGGCGGCGGCGGGAGCGGCGGGCGAGGGGGAAGGGGGGGGGUAUGCGAGAAAAGGACCGCCUCCGUUGGCGGAGCGGCACCGAAAUCGGGGCAAGAUGACGAAGGUGGGCCACGUGCUGGGUAUCAACGACGCGGCGGCCGCGGCUACCCUCCAGAAGGAGAUGACGGUGUUGACCCGCAUGCAGGACGAGGAGAUCAUCCGACGGCAGAAGCUCGGCGGUCUUGGGAGCUGGAAGACCUCGACGAAGUCGGCUGAGGCGACGGAGUCCCAGGACCCUUUUCCCCCCCCCCCCCCCGCCGACCCCCAGGGAACCCUUGGCCAAUCAUGGUGGUGGACCCCUUCGUUUUUUUCUCAAGAGCAGCACCAGCCCUUUUCGGAUUCCUUUUCCGCCAAGGCCCGGGGGACCCGUCCCUUUUUUUCCGGGUGGGGUUCCCGGACGUCUUCCCCCACCCCCGCCCCCUCCGGCGAGGGGGGGGGGGGCGCGGAGGAGAAGCGGUCGAGGUUAUCACGGCUGCGUCGACACCGCAGCGAUAAGGUUCGUUCUUCCUCGUCCUCGUCGUCUUCGUCCCGGAGGGCCCGCGGGGGCUCCGGCGUAUCAACGUCGUCGGCACCGCGGUCCCACGCCGGUUCUCACGAUCUCGCCGCCUGGGAGGAGGGGGGGGGGGCGAGAGGGGCGCCGGCGGCGGCGACGGCGGCGGCCGCGGUAGAGGCUCUCGAAGGCGCGGCGCCGGCGGGCGAAGCGGUGGACGAACCCGGCGGAGGGAAAAGCGGCGCGACUAGCGAGCCGGGGCGUGGUCCGUCGUCGAGCCGUAACCUUGGCCACAGCAACGGCGAACGACCAAGCAGCGGUGGCCGUGGCGAUGGCACAAGAAAGGGUAGUCCCGCCGCCGCCACCGAGCCACGAUCGUCGGAGUCUGCGAGCAGGCCGGGACCUCCCGCGGACGGCGGCGAUAACGCCAAUAAGCCCGACGCGGAGCCGGACGCGACUGCUGCGGACGGAGACGGGGCGGCAGGGGGUCGUCGUCGUCGUCAGGGCGGAGGAGGUGAUGAUAUUGAGGGCGAGGAGGGCAAGGAGGAGGCGGCUGGGGAAGAAGCGGGGACGCGGCGGCUGCCGCUGCCGGCGCCGCUGGUGACAAAGAGGAGCUGGGAGCACGACGACGUCGGCGACCUCUUCGAGAGCGUCGACGGCAACGGCAAUGACGGCGCAGUGCUGGUUGCGGCGGAAGGAGCGGGGGGCGUUGAUCAGGCGGCGGCGGCGGCGGCGGGGGGGGAGGCCGGAGAGGCGCGGAACGCAGUAGGUAGCGAGGCGGGUGCGGUGGGAGGUAGUCAGGCGGCAAGCCCGUCAGGAGUGCGACCGGAAUCAGCGGAAGCUGGCGACACGGCACGGGGCGAGGAAGGAGGCGUGCGGAGCGCCGGCGGGCGCUCGUCGCUACCUCCUGCUCCACCGUUGGGAAGGGCGCUCGAGCUUGACGGCAGGUCGGAGAAGGACACGCCCACGUCGGUGCCAAAGUCCUCGCUGGGCAUGCCCUGGGGCAGCGUUGUCUUCAGGAGCAGCACCUCCGAGAGCCCCGGCGCCAACUCGAUGAACUCGACCGCCGGGGUCCUGGGGUUGGGAACGAGCGGCGAGCUGCGUGACGCGGAGGGUGGCAGCGUGGCCGUCACCGACGAUUAUGGGGGGGGCGGCGCUGAGGCGCAAGAAGAAGAGGGGGUACGUGGAUGGGAAGAAGCGGGAGUGGGCGCCGCGGCGGCGGGGUGCGCCGCUUUGGCGCGCGUUGACAGCGCCGCCGAGGCUGAUGAUGAUUUGGCGUCGAAGGCCGCUACUGGGGAGGAAGAAGAAGAGCCGCUGCAACCGUUGCCAGAAGGGGCGCCGACGGGAGGCAGCGGCUCCGCCGAUGAUGAUGACGAUAGCGGUGUCGUCGUGCCCCUUCCGAAAGGUGCCGAUGGUGGUGUGGUGGUCGAGGAGGAGGUGGAGGAGGAGGAGGGGGCGACAGAGGCAUUGGAAGCGGCAGCGGCGGAGACGGCGGAUGCGGCGGAAGAUGAGGUCCGGUUGACGGCCGCGUUCCACGCACACCUAACACCGGCGCUUUGCGAGGCCCUCGAGAGACUCGAUGGCUGCAGCGAUGGGCAGCUGACGCUUGACUUUGUCGGCGCGAUCGGCAAGUCAUGGUCCUCCGCGCAGGCGUCUCCCGACGCACCCACCACCCCCACUGCCGAGUAG
Ectocarpus siliculosus is the source of this 3399-nucleotide messenger RNA. The record is from the annotation of a GenBank genome assembly. NCBI's taxonomy places the organism in Eukaryota, Phaeophyceae, Ectocarpales, Ectocarpaceae.